CUCUCUCCCACUAUCCGACAUCUUCGAAAUGGUGUUAGUUGUCAAGCUCGCAGUGGACAUUUUUUCGUGGUUAUGUUCAUCUGAAUCGCAAAGUAUCGAACCAAGACCCAAAUCAAACAAGGAAACGAGUACUUCUGGGUAGGAAGCAAGCCUGGCUGAAACGUGGUGAUGUAACUUUGUGUGCGCGAUUGGAAAGAGCGGAAAGAAAAAGAAGUAUCAAAAAUUCCAUUCGCUCUUUACGACGUUCGUGCCGUUGCUUUUUUCGUGCUACUUUGCAAAGAUCUAAUAUGGCGCAGUAGAUUCUGUGUGUAAUUUCGUGGAUGGUAUCAUUUUCAGACAUCUAAUAUGGACCGAACAACGUUCACGAUUUGGGACCCAUCUCAGCCGAACGCGAAGAUGAGAAUCAUAAACAUUCCCGGUCAGAGCACUGCACAGAUAAUUGACUCUGUUUCGGAGAUUGACAAAGCUGCCGGAUCAGCAUCAACGGGAUCUGAGCAAAUAAUUUUUCAAACUCACGAUGGACAAGAGUUUCUUGUUGACGAAAACGAAAUUGGGCGAAUCGAUCAGAUUCCACCGGAAAAUCUAAUCUAUAUGGCUGCUGACGAUGGUUCGAUUAUCCAGGGUGAAGUUGUUCACGUGCAGGAGGAAGGUGAACCAGUUGAGCAACACAUCCACGAGGAGAUGGUGGUUCAGCAGGGCGAAGAAUAUAUGGAGUGCGAAGUAACUGAAGAGGUCAUUACCGACGAUUGGGUCCAAACGGAUGGUCAAGAUUGCGUUCAGGUUACCGUAGAUCAGUUAGGAACGACGGCAGUGAUUGGUAACAUGGAGGAUGAAGUAACUGUUCCACUUCCUACAGAUCAAGACGAGUACACUACUUCCCGCCCGUACCCCUGCGAUUUUUGCAGUCGUCGAUUCAGGAAGAAAGCAAACCUAAUGAACCACAUGGUUGCUCAUUCCAACGAUAGGCCACAUGUGUGCAAUCUUUGCGGAGCACGUUAUAUGCGCAGAUGUGAUUUGUUGAAUCAUUUGAAGUCGCACGCUUAUUCUACAGAGGAUCACGAAGAACCGCUGAGAAGCGAUCCGGAGGAUGAUUAUGACUACGAACUUUCUAAUUCUUCCCCUACGACAUUAGAACGACGCUCCCCGUCUGUAGAAGAGGAUGACGAUCUUUUGGUUCCAGCUCCAAACCAAUACCGGACACCAAAAGCAAAAACAACGAAAAAAUCUCGUGUCAAAUCAAGUGGGAGUGCCGGAAGGUCGAACAAGAAACCCACCUCGACAAACAAUCGAGCGCAGCAAUUCGAGAGCAAAUUCAACGCCUCAGUUGAACCAUUCGUGAAUCUUCCGCCACGGUUCCCGGUUACAGAUGAGCGAAAACCUUUCGUCUGUCAGCAUUGCGGGGUUUCCUUCGCGCGAGAAAAAGCUCUAGCAUCGCACGCUCGCAUUCACGGGGGUGACUGUCAGUUUGAAUGUGAAUCGUGCGGGGAUCGGUUCUGGGAUAAAACGAUGCUACAGAAUCAUGUUAGACAACGACAUGCUGCGAAUUUAGUAGUCGCCUGGACUGAGCAAUCAGGUUCGACUACCUAUAACUCGAUACUUUCGGAGACGGUAAAAAUGAGCGGUGAUGAUGACGGUGGCGAGCGUCAGUACUACUGCGACAGUUGCGGGACCGUCUUUCAGAAGCCAGAUCAACUCAAACGCCACAUUAAACAAACCCACAGCGUGAAAGAACAAAAGAACGAGCCCAAUAGUCAGAUCGGUCAACAGCAAACAGUGACUGAAGAUGAUGAAGAGAGUGACGAUGAUCGGUACGAUGCAGAUGAAUCGCAACAGCCGUUAUCUUGUAAUGUAUGCGGUGAGACAUUUGCUGAAGCACUGGAUUUGUUAGCCCACGCAGAAAUUCACGCUCGCUCCGGACCACACAAAUGUCAACUGUGCAGGGAAACAUUCGAGAACGAAGGUGCCAUUAAGGAGCACAUACAAAAGUUUCAUAGUACCGAACUAACGGACACCAGCUGUGUGAUUUGUGGAAAGUGUUGCAAAAAUCAUGCCGCCUUGCUGAAACAUGCCUGGGAACACUCGCGAGACCGAUCCAACUAUGGCUCGCACUGUUGCUCUAGGUGCGGUAAGACUUUCUACAACAAGGCACGCCUAAAACGGCACAUGGUUUCCCAUCGAAACAAAUCGGUCAAGUGUGAGGUGUGCUUGGAAGAGUUUCCAGACGGCAGAAGUUUGAUGAAUCACAGACACUCGCAUACAAAAUCUAGGCAGUUUCCCUGUAGUGAAUGUGGGAAAACUUUCGGCUCGAGAUCUUCGCAGCAAAUCCAUCUGAGAAUUCAUUCCGGUGAACGGCCGUAUGGUUGCAGGUUCUGCUGGAAAGCCUUUGCCGACGGCGGUACUCUUCGUAAGCACGAGCGUGUUCAUACUGGCGAAAAACCGUACGGAUGUUCCGUAUGCCCACGAGCAUUCAACCAGCGAGUUGUGUUGCGAGAACACAUCCGCUCCCAUCAUUCGGCCCCGGAUACCAAACUGGGAACUAGCGAACAGCCCUAUUUUUGCUGCGUAUGUACGCAGUUGUUCGGAACUUCAGUGGAUUUGAUACAGCAUUUAAUCCAACACAGUGAUCUGAACACAGCAAUGAAACGGCAGCCGCCAACGUUCCCACGCAAGUACAAACGCAGGAAGAAGCUAAAUGCUCAUGAUACAGAAAAAGCUAGCCUAAGUAAAGGUAAAAGAAAGAAUGUCACACGUGUACAGGGUGAGCAACGCUCGGUGGGAAUGACAGAGGAUGAAGAAUUGCUGAAAAAUCCAGCGGAAAUAUUGCUUGAAUAUGGAACGGGUAAUUCCAAUAAAAAGCUGAUAGCUUCUCCAAAAUAUAUCAACUCUUUUGAAUUAUUAACAUCAGCUUCGGCAGUUCGUACUAAACCUUCCAACUUAGAUGACAGUGGCAUCAAUUUGUUAAGCGAUGUCGUGUUAGUCAAUAGUCUCGAUACCGAUUUGGAAGCCAAAUUCAAACCCAUAAAGACGGAAUCUCCCAAGCGUCGCACUACCAAUGCUUCCAAUAUCCAAACAAACGCAUCCUCGUUAGUAUCGCGUCCUCGAAUGAUUCAUACCCAGAAAACUAGAAUAUCGAUAGUAGAUGGAAAGCGCAAAACUAAAACGAUCAUAACCAAAGACAUCAAAAGUCAACCAGAUGGCGAUGGAUACUCUACGUUGGAAUUCAAACGUACCAAAAAUCGGUCAGUUCCUACGUACAAAGAAAUUCCAUCCGACAAGAUUUCCUCGGAAAGUUUUCCUCUGCUGGAUGACGGCCGUGAAGAUGACGGUGAUGCAGAGGACCCACCAGACGGGAACGAAGAAGCACUAGAUGUUUUAUCUAAUGGUACCGAUCAAAAGCAAACUGUGCCCGGAUAUGAAGAUCUUCUCAACCAGAAUCUGCUAAUGGAAAUCUCUCGGAAAGAUAAAUACAUCGAUAAAUACAACAGCGAUAUUGUUAAUGAUUUGGAGGAAAUUCUUCGCUCACCUAUCAAAAAUGCCACCAAUUUUUUGUCUACAGUUGCCAUAACAGCACCUCCCAAAACAAGCCAGUAUGUAGUACAGAGUGAUUCACCAGAGAGGAUUAGCAGGGAAAUCAGGGCAGACGCUCAGCGUUCGCUAACAUCGGAACUUCGGAGUCAGCGUCUAACUCGACGACAACUGGAACGGGAAGUUAAUUUUCUACGUGAAGCGUACGCUACUGACGAUACGACUGUAACUAUCAAGCAAGAGAAAGAUAGUCCCGAUAAGCUAUCCGCUAUGCUGCUGAAUGAUGUUCAAUCGGCGACUGUCUCCUCUUCAUCAACACUGGUUAACCUCAAGGUGGAACCAGUGCAAUCCACGCCGACGGAAGCUGCAGAAUCAAGCGAGCCGAACCGAUUCGAAUGUGAAAUGUGCUCGGCCGUAUUCGAAGACCGAUCCCAGCUGCUGCUGCAUGUGCCGGUUCACAUAUAAUGUGGUUAUAACAAAUACUGUUAUUUUUUGCUGCUCUAACUGGCAGAUAAAAUUGCCAUUUAGGAUUGAGCUACAAAACCAACAUAUGCAAAAUUGUAAACAGAAGUUGGUUCAUGUAUGUACAUUAUAAAUAAAUUCAAAUAAA
This is a messenger RNA of Topomyia yanbarensis, 4135 nucleotides long. Its product is annotated as zinc finger protein 91. The record is from RefSeq and is a predicted model, not a curated record. Bases 346 to 3990 code for a protein of 1214 amino acids. The transcript has 5 exons. Lineage: Eukaryota; Metazoa; Arthropoda; Insecta; Diptera; Culicidae.